AUGUGCACACUUGAAGCCCUCUUCUUCUCAAAGGACUGCCAUCCACUUUUGGGUUCAAUUAACAUGGCCUUUCUCCUUGUUUAUAUCACUCUCCUCUCUCUUUCUCUCCUCUCAGCUGCAGGAGUAGUGUAUUCAGCAAAACUCACAAUCAUAAACAAGUGCAACUACACAGUAUGGCCAGCCAUUAGAUCCAACCACGCCAAUAGUACCCACCUCCCCACCACCGGCUUCACUCUCUAUUCCAACAACUCCAAAACUCUUGCCGUAAAUCACUCCUGGUCAGGCGCCUUGUGGGGUCGCACCGGUUGCGCCAAGGACUCCACCGGCGCGUUCUGGUGCCUCACAGGUGGCUGCGGCUCGUCCACCGUAGAAUGCCCGGAUGGCUAUCCCGCUUCACCAGCCACAGCAGCUAAGUUCGAUCUAAAGAACCAUGAAGACAACCUCGACUUCCUUGUUCAAGCCUCCCCCGGGCAGUCUGAUAACCUCCCUAUGACGGUUGUACCGCUGGGUGGAAUCGGAGGGAGCUGUAACGAGUCGGGUUGCUCCAUGGACUUUAGCAGCGCAUGUCCUACGGCUACAGAUGUGAGCGCGUCCUGUAAGAACGCCACGUGUGAGAUGAGAGAGUACAAGAACUACUGUUGCAUUGCGGCCCCCAAGAGUGUGGAUCCGUGCAAGCCCAGCUUGUACAUGGAUUUCCUUAACCAUAACUGCCCAGUGGCUGAGGCUUUCGGCUACGAUGAAGGCACCGGGACGUAUACCUGUUCAUAUCCCAAUUAUGGCGUCAUCUCUAAUUACUGCCGACAACCAUGCACAACGACGCCGACCGAUUACCUCAUCACUUUUUGCCCUCCGCCUUACCAUGCAAGAGCAUCUCCAGCAAAUGUUGUUAUUCAUGAUAUGAAGCUAAUAUCUUACCUGCAAUCGGUUCGAAAUUUCCAUAUUAUUGUGUAA
This is a messenger RNA of Corylus avellana, 951 nucleotides long. The record is from RefSeq and is a predicted model, not a curated record. Lineage: Eukaryota; Viridiplantae; Streptophyta; Magnoliopsida; Fagales; Betulaceae.